AUGGCUGGAGCUCGUCGACUACAAUUGGCCGUUUUGGCCCUGCUUGGUGGCGUGUCCGCCCUGCAGAUGCAGAUGCAAGUGCCCGAACAACAAGCACCGAUGAUCGCCGAUGAUGCGCCUAUCGUCGCAACAUCCUCGUCUACCGCGUCGUCGUCUUCCAAGAAGCCCUUGGUGGAAACCGAGGCUCUUCAGGAUACCAUCACCGCCGAUAACUUGCUUGCGCGCGCAAAGGCGCUCUACGAUAUCGCGAAGCUGGGAGAGGAAGAAUACAAUCAUCCUACGCGCGUCAUUGGCAGCGAUGGUCACCUUGGAACCUUGGAGUACAUCUACUUUGAGCUCGCGAAGCUGGGCGACUACUACAAGAUCUGGAAUCAGACUUUCCCCGCCGUCUCGGGCAAUGUUUUCGAGUCGCGCCUUGUUAUCGGCGAUCAAGUGCCAAAGUCGGCCUCUCCUAUGGCCCUAACCCCGCCUACAAAGAACAAGGAACCCGUGUACGGCGACCUCAUUUUCGUUGAGAACAAUGGAUGCGAUGCUUCGGACUACCCUUCCAAGGUGAAGGGCAACAUUGCCUUUAUCCGUCGCGGCACCUGCGCGUUCGGAGCGAAGAGUGAGCAGGCCGGCAAGGCUGGUGCUAUCGCUGCCGUCGUUUACAACUACGAAACCGAGACGGUUCACGGCACACUUGGAACCCCUUCCCCCGACCACAUUGCCACCUUUGGCCUGGGCGGCGACGACGCCAAGCCUAUUCUCGAGAAGCUGGGCAAGGGUGAGACCGUUGACUCUAUUGCCUACAUUGAUGCUGUUGUCAACACCAUUGAGACCACCAACAUCCUCGCCCAGACCAUUGAGGGCGACCAGGACAACUGUGUGAUGCUCGGUGGACACAGCGACAGCGUUGCUGAGGGACCUGGCAUCAACGAUGACGGCUCUGGCAGCUUGAGUCUCCUGGAAAUCGCCACCCAGCUGACCAAGUUCAGCGUCAACAACUGCGUUCGCUUCGCUUGGUGGGCCGGCGAGGAGGAGGGUCUUCUUGGCUCCGACUAUUACGUUGACGUCUUGCCCGAGGAGGAGAACCAGAAGAUUCGUCUCUUCAUGGACUACGACAUGCUCGGCAGCCCCAACUACGCGUACCAGGUCUACAAUGCUACCAACGCCGUCAACCCCACCGGCUCCGAGGAGCUACGUGACCUCUACGUGGAUUGGUACAAGGCUCACGGCCUUGCUUACACCUUUAUUCCCUUUGACGGCCGCAGCGAUUACGACGCAUUUAUCCGCAACGGUAUUCCCGGUGGUGGUAUCGCUACCGGCGCCGAGGGCGUCAAGACCAAGGAGGAAGCCAAGCAAUUCGGCGGCAAGGCCGGCGACUGGUACGACCCGUGCUACCAUCAGUUGUGCGACGAUGUUGGCAACGUCAACUUGACUGCUUGGGAGAUCAACACGAAGUUGGUUUCUCACUCCGUUGCCACCUACGCUGUGUCGUUCAAGGGCUUCCCCGAGCGCACCAAGGCGGCUGCCGCCUCUACGUACUCGAAGAAGACCAAGUACCAUGGCAGCAAGCUUUUCAUCUAG
This is a messenger RNA of Colletotrichum orchidophilum, 1569 nucleotides long. RefSeq names its product peptidase family M28. Gene Ontology annotation, biological process: proteolysis. Gene Ontology annotation, molecular function: aminopeptidase activity; metalloexopeptidase activity. Bases 1 to 1569 code for a protein of 522 amino acids. The transcript is spliced from 3 exons. The record is from RefSeq and is a predicted model, not a curated record. NCBI's taxonomy places the organism in Eukaryota, Fungi, Ascomycota, Sordariomycetes, Glomerellales, Glomerellaceae.